Messenger RNA from Emiliania huxleyi CCMP1516, 1365 nucleotides. RefSeq lists its product as hypothetical. The transcript is spliced from 4 exons. Gene Ontology annotation, molecular function: serine-type carboxypeptidase activity. Lineage: Eukaryota; Haptophyta; Isochrysidales; Noelaerhabdaceae. Bases 1 to 1365 code for a protein of 454 amino acids. The record is from RefSeq and is a predicted model, not a curated record. Gene Ontology annotation, biological process: proteolysis.
AUGUCGCUGCUCCUGCUGUCCGUCUACGGCUUCUCUCCCGCUGGCGACGAAGUCAAGGCCCUCCCAGGCUGGUAUGGCGCGCUCCCUUCCCGCCAGUUCUCUGGCUAUCUUAGCGUCGGCGAGCACAAGAAGCUGCAUUACUGGCUGGUCGAGGCCGAGGCCCGCCCAGAGUCGGCGCCUCUUGUGCUGUGGCUGAACGGUGGGCCUGGCUGCUCAAGCUUGGACGGCUUCAUCUACGAGCAUGGGCCGUUCCGGACGAGUCCCGAGGAUCCCACCAAGCUCAUCCGAUUCGAGCACGCGUGGUCCAAGGUCGCCAACAUGCUGUACCUGGAGGCGCCAGCAGGCACCCACGCGCACGCGGCCCUGCACUUGAAAGGAAGCUCUGUGGAGAUCGCUCGGCCGUGCUCCGACUACCGGACGGACGACGACCAAACGGCGGCGGACAGCGCAAGUGCGCUGCAGGCCUUCUUCGAGGCGUUCCCUCGCUUCCGGAGCGCCUCGAUGUUCAUCACGGGCGAGUCGUACGCCGGCGUGUACGUGCCGACCCUCGCCGAAGCGGUGCUUGCGCUCGUGGACAAGGGAAGGUGGAAGGGCGCCGCGCUCGAAGGCAUCGCCGUCGGGAACGGCUGCUCGGGCACAGAGGUCCGUGCCGCGUGCGACUUUGGAGCGUCGGAGCCCUCCGCGCCGUGCUCGAGGCUGCUCGACCAGAUGGGCGAGGCGGUCGGCCACGUGAACCUGUACAACGUCUACGGGCAGUGCAUCUCCAGCGGGGGUGCUGUUUCCAAUGGCGCCGUUGGAAACAGCAGCGCCGACGCAGUCCGGUUGCCGUCCACGCAAAAGAUACCGUACGCGGGGGGCGGUUUCCUCGGCGGCGGCAGCGGCAAGCUCUUCUCGGGCCGCACGCGGCUGCGCGGGCCGGACGCCUGCAUCGACUCGGCCGCGGGCUCAGCGUACUUGAACCAGCCGGCCGUGAUUUUGGCGGCGCACGUCGUGAAGCAGCCCAUCCCGUGGUCGACGUGCGGCAACCAGAUCAGGUACACGUCCACGCGCAAGAACCUGCCUCGAGACACGUACCCGGCCCUGGUCAAGCGGCUGCGCGUGCUCGUCUACAACGGAGACUGGGACGCGUGCGUGCCGCACACGGACGCGGAGGCGUGGACCGCGGGCAUGGGGUACGCAGAGGCGGCGCCGUGGCACCCGUGGCGCUACAAGAACGGCACGCAGGUGGCGGGGUACGCCACGCGGUACGCCGCGAACAACUUCACCUUUGCCACCGUCAAGGGCGGCCGGCACGAGGUGCCGGAGACCGCGCCCGAGCAGGCGCUCGAGCUCCUCUCGCGGCUGGUGGGCGGCAGGCAGUUCUGA